GCCAGGGGCAUUUUUCAUUAAUGCUAUCCGAACCAAACCUGCCUUUCCAGCUUUCCAGGACACUGCAGGAGGGAUCAGAUAGGGAAACACUGCAUGAUCCAAGCUAGAGGAACAUACCGCAUCAGGAAAACCCGACUCUUAAGUCAUGUCACUCUGUUUUAGGAUGCCAAAGUGUGAACUAGAGCUGGAAGUUUGACUUGGAGGAAGUGGAAUGGGCAAGUUGGACUAAUAAGUGAAAGAGGAAUACGGGCAGAGAAUUGCUGCUGCUGCUUCUGUUGCUACUGCAGUACCACUAGGACCUCCAAACGUUACGCUCUUUCCGCCUUCAAAGGUUAGCAAACUUCCUCCCCCACAUUCCUUAAAAGAGAUUGCUCCCCUGCCCUGCCGGUCCUUCUUCUCAAGGGGUGCUUUGCUGAGUUCCUAAGCCUCCCUUUCGAAAGUGAAGAUGUCUUCAAAGACUGGAGGAAGAGGCUUCGGGAGGGAAGCUGUUCAGCAGAUCCUGGCCGGCGGCUCAGCGGGUCUUAUAGAAAUCUGCUUGAUGCAUCCUCUAGAUGUGGUGAAAACCAGGUUCCAGAUUCAGAGAGGGUCAGCUGAUCCAAAUAAUUAUAAGAGCUUGGGAGAUAGCUUUCUCAAAAUUUACCAUACAGAAAGGUUGUUUGGGUUUUACAAAGGAAUUCUCCCACCCAUCUUGGUUGAAACACCAAAAAGAGCAGUGAAGUUUUUUGCCUUUGAACAAUAUAAGAAAUUACUUGGAUAUGUGUCACUGUCACCAGGAUUGGCAUUUGCAGUUGCAGGAUUGGGAUCUGGACUGACAGAAGCUAUUGUGGUUAACCCUUUUGAGGUUGUAAAAGUUGGUUUGCAGGCCAAUCGGGACACAUCUGCAAAGCAACCAACCACUCUGAAUUAUGCAAGACACAUCAUUAAAACGAAGGGUCUGGGACUCCAGGGACUCAACAAAGGACUCACAGCUACUUUAGGACGGCAUGGCAUUUUUAACAUGGUUUAUUUUGGAUUCUACUUCAAUGUUAAAAACAUAAUUCCUGUCAAUAAGGAUCCAACCUUGGAGUUUUGGAGAAAAUUUGGGAUUGGACUUCUCUCUGGCAUAACAGCUUCAGUCAUUAACAUUCCUUUUGAUGUUGCCAAAAGUAGGAUUCAAGGGCCACAACCAGUUCCUGGAGAGAUCAAGUAUAUAACCUGUUUUAAAACAAUGGCAACGAUCUAUCAGGAAGAAGGGUUUUUUGCUUUGUACAAAGGCUUGCUUCCCAAGAUUAUGAGGCUUGGACCAGGUGGUGCGGUGAUGCUUUUGGCUUAUGAAUAUGUAUAUUCUUGGCUUCAGGAACACUGGUGAUCCAAGUACUGCCUAUGAAAUCUUUUUUUUCCCUUUGAGACAAUGGACAUUUGCUUUUAUAACACAGUGAUCAGAGCAGAAUCUAAUAUUAAGGUUGACAAACUAUAAAAGAGAAAGCAACUUUCCUCAAGAACAGACACAUUUAGAAAUUAUUUUAAAAUGUCUCUGGAUAUAUUUUAAACUGUAAUUGUGAUCAUGUCUUCUGGACCAUGGAGAGAAAAGUAAUCUAGAGCAAAUUGUAAUCAGAAUGGGGGAAUUUUCAUAUAGAAACCACAUUCAAAAGAAUGACUUGAAUGAAUUCUAUAACAUUUUGAUGCCAUACUUCAUAUUUUAUCUUUACUGUAUCAAUAAAACAAAGUAACAAAAUAUGGACAAGAAAUUAAGUAAUUUUGUUACCACUUUAAACAGUGCUCAGAUGCCUAGAUGAAAAACAAGGUUUUAAAAUUUGUUUAAAUAUUCUUUAAGUAGUUAAAUUCUUAAAUAAGUAGUUUAAUUUUUAAAGAUGCUGUGAAAAUGUUUCAAGA
Molecule: messenger RNA, 1872 nt
Organism: Dromiciops gliroides (monito del monte)
Lineage: Eukaryota; Metazoa; Chordata; Mammalia; Microbiotheria; Microbiotheriidae
Gene: SLC25A21
Product: solute carrier family 25 member 21
Exons: 10
Coding region: 446-1348 (300 amino acids)
Biological process (GO): transmembrane transport
Source: RefSeq, a predicted model, not a curated record